UCCAAUUGCAGAUACAUGUUCAUCUGUGAAGCAUUCAAGACACAUACAGGUCUCUUCUUCACUAAUCCGUUUUGUCAAAGGAAAAGAGUACGCCAUUUUUCCCGUGUAAUGCUCUAAGUCGUUGCCAUUCUACGAGUUGCUGAUAAUAUUGUGUAACAGGGGAGCCACCCAGAAAAACGUUGAAGUGGAGACGGGAGUUCAGAUCAAACUUCCAACAUCUAGAAAAGAGGAUUCCAUAAGUAGGUUACAGUCUACACCUUUUAAGUCUUUCCGUGUUGUAAUUUCUAAUGAAUUUUGUUUCCUUGUAUUUGUAACUUAUUCACAGUGUUCUUCAUUAGUAGUCCAUUCUGUUUGUUGCAGCGAAGCGUUUAUUUGUUGGUUAUCACUCUGCACCUACUUCCCAUGUUAUAUGUGAUUUAAGUCUCUUUCCUCUAGUAGAUAUCAUAUCUCCUGUAUAUCACAUGCCAAUGCAGCCUGUUGCUUUCUGGAAUUACCAGUUAAUCAUCAGAGUACUUUCCUGAACUUGGAAAGUUGGUUCUCUUCUUUUCCCUUUUCACUACGCCGGAAUGUAGUCUUGUCAAUACUGAAAAGGAUCACCCUCAUUAAGUCACAUUCAUUUUCAGUGCUUUUUAAAACUUUUGAUAGAUAGCUGAUGUGGGUGAACUUUUCUUAUGCUUAUUUGUGGUGGAGAAUACUUUUUACUUUUGAGUUUGCGUACUUAUGAUGCAUCGAGUUGCCAAACUUCUGGCUCCUUUGUGAUUUUUGUUGGUCCUUGUCUGGUCUGCAGUCAUUGAAGGCGAUUCUGCUGAAAGUGUUAGUAGAGCAUCUGAGAGAAUAAGAGCCAUUAUCGAUGAGGUUAGUACAUAGCUGUUAGAUUUUUCAUAAGUUUAUUUUCAUAAAUUAAUUUUUUUCCCAUAGCUUCUGCCAAAUCCGAUUUAGAAUGUGUACCAAGAAUUACAAGUUUUCUUCAAUAUCUAUUACUGCACGUGAUCAACUCUAUCUUUUGCUUUUUCUUCUUCUGCACCAUCUGCUGUGGUUCUGUAUAUUUCCAUCUUAUGCUUUUGAUUUUCCAGGCAGUAAAAAGCCCAAGUCUUGACUACUCUCACUUUAUAUCCCUUCCAUUGGCUGUAAAUCCUCAACUUGUGGAUAAGUUGUAUCAAUUUCAGAACUCAAUCCUAGGAUUUUCUGAGAUCAAUCAAGUUAACAUACUGGCCAGUGGUUCACGUAAGGAAGUCGAGGUACAGUAUGGGAAUGAAACAACAGAAAAUGUCGUUCGACCUGAACUGAAAGUUGGUACUGAUAAAAUUGAAGUGGACAUGAAAAACAUACCUCUAGUGAGCUACCCACCCAAAAUGUCAACACAAUAUGCUUCGGAACCGAAAAGUCUUGAAGCAUCUGAGUUGGGCAUCGACAGGUCCAUCUUUAUAAAGCCAAAAACUUUUCACUUAACCGUACUGAUGCUGAAGUUGUGGAAUAAGGAACUAGUAAAAGCCGCUGCUGAUGUCCUGCAGAGCAUCUCACCGAAGGUAAUCGAUGCGCUGGACUCUCGGCCUGUAUCUAUUAGACUUAAGGGGCUGGAAUGCAUGAAAGGAUCUUUCUCCAAGGCUCGGGUUCUCUAUACUCCUGUUGAAGAAAUAGGUGGAGAGGAAAGGCUAAUAUGUGCCUGCCAGGUUAUCAUUGAUGCAUUUGUUGAAGCAGGUCUUGUUCUUGAGAGAGAUGCAAAACAUAAGUUGAAGUUGCAUGCUACUGUGAUGAAUGUUCGGCACAGGAAAAGGAAAGGUAAAAAAAAGUAUAAUGAUUACUUUGAUGCACGUAGCAUUGCUGAUCGAUAUGGAUCUGAGGAUUGGGGAGAAUACGUUAUCCAGGAAGCCCAUCUUUCCGAAAGGUUUGCGUUUGAUCAAAAUGGAUACUACCAUUGUUGUGCUUCUAUUCCAUUUCCUGAAAGCUUGCAAUUAGAUUGACAUUUUACGUGUAACUAUUUAAGCUUUAGGAUUUGAGGCGCUUCUUGUCAUGAUUGUCUUGCUACCAACUGGGGUUUUCUUUGCACUUGUAUAUUCUUUUCUACCAUUUAGGAAGGAGUUGAGUAAAGGUGUUAGACAUUUAAGUGGAUCACCGAAGUUUUGUCCGUUUCUGUUAAAUAAAGUAGUUCAUUUUCGAUUUGUACUGCAAUUUAAUCUAUAAAUCUAUUUCUCUAUAAAGAGCAAACUCACCAAACAGUUAUUGUGGCUUUUAAGGCUUACGUAGCUGCUGCCUGAUGAUAGUUAAUAAAAACCUCAAUGCCGGAGGUUUUUGAAAGAAGCUCCAUACCUUGUAAAGCACAAUAUCACAAAUUCCCUCUGAAGUAUAAUCAUGCACUGUAAUAUACUAGUUCUAUUCUGGAGUGUGCGAAUUUAUCACUUCUGAAAAAGCAAAUCAAGAACAAAAAAAUCCUAUUAAUUUUUUUUUGCUGGAGAAAGUCUUAUUUUUCACCUCUCCUGGUACACAAUAACAUUUUCCUUUUGUUUUGCUUCUUUUUUCCUCUAGGAUUUAUUAUUGGGUUUUGGUGGUGGGGGGGAGAGGGGGGGACUAGAAUUCUGCUGAAGGAUGUGUCAAGAAGAAGAGUGAAAGGGCAUUCUUCGCAGAUGGCCUGAGGACGAGGUUGUUGGCCACUAAUAAGUGAAUGUAUAAUAUGUGAGGCCAAACAUCUGGUACAUUUGGAAGUGACAGUUUUAUACCUUUUGGUAGAGUGGGGUAAUAAGGAUCAGCAUUUCAUGUGGCCCAGGAAAAUUAGAGGUAGAAUAGUUUUAUACAUGUUCUCUGGUCUUUUGUCCAUUUCUUGUUCAGUUGGUAAUUCCCCUAAUAGAAGCUUCACUCUAUCUGAAGCUCGUAGAUGAAGAAUUCCCCGAUCUAAGAUGGAAACAUGAAAUUAGAGUGAGAUUAUACAUACACAUUGAUUAUCACCAAUUCCUGUAGUGAAGAAAAUCCAUUUCUUUUGGACAGUAAAAUGUAGGCAUUAUGUCAGUGGGACAUGUUAUUUCCGACAUGAUUCAUGAUUUUGAAAUUCAAUGUUGUAGCUGGACUAGUUGGUGUCCAUGAUUGGUGUUAUGAAGUCUCAUUCUGAAGAGAUAGGAUUGAACAGACAAAGCAUGAGACUGUCUUAGAAUUACUUUGUGAUUCUUCAUACUGGAUCUUCUUGUUUGUAAAUGUGUUUUACUGAUUAUGAAAUACCUUAAGAAAAUUAAAUACUAGUAGAUUAUACUCUUGAAAAUGAAGCAGACUAUUAAUUCAUGACGAAGCUAGAUUACUGCUGAGAACUAAAUGUUAUACAACCUGCUUGUUGUCUGUCGUAUUGAGAAACUCUUCUAGAUGUAGUAGCAACAUUUAUGACUAAGAUUAAUCAUACGACUUGAUCUCUACUAGCUCACUUUAGCUCUGUCUCUGUUGGUGUAAGUUUUAGCCUAUUCGAAAUGGUUCGCCUGCAUUUUCCUUUCCACCCAUGAAGGCGAUAAUACAGGACUCAUUUGACACUCCUUCUCAGCCUGGCUAUGCUUGGGGUCUGAUUUCUCUGUGUUCAAAGUCUCAGCGAGAUAUACUUUGACUCGCCAUACCUUGAAAGUUUGGUCUAGACUCGCGCUGUAAACUAGGAGUCCGAUCAACAUAUCUGAUGUUUCCAGUGAAGCUGCUAAACAUUUUACUGGUCCAUGGUGACCAUCAAUCACCGCAAGGCAUGAGUGAAAUGAAUUCCCCUCUUCUCUCCUCCAUACCCUUAUUGUUGCAUCUUCAGAACCACUUAAAAGCAAGUCUCCAAUUGACACUAAACAAAGAACUGCAAAGUGGUGGCCUUGUAGAAAUCCUCUAUGGUUAAACCUUCCGGACAUUCUCUCCUUCUGCCAAUAGUUUAUGAGUCCAUCUGCUGAACCAGAAUAGAGGAAACAGCCACUGGAUAACAAACUUAGGGCCAGAGCAUUUACUGGUGAUGGUUGAAACUUUAGAGUCAUAGUGAGGAUGUGAGAGCUUUCUCUGUAAACCCUCCUCCAAAUCUUCACUGUGCCAUCUGAUGAACCGCUGAAGACACAGCCGUCUUCUUGGUUGAUGACAAUUGCAUUCACUUGACCUUCAUGUGCCACAAAUGAAUCAAUGCAUUGCUUUUCUUUGAUUUUCCAGACCUUGACUGUCUUGUCCCAGGAACCUGUGUAUAACAGGUUUUCCAUGUAGUUAUAAGCUAUACAUGAUAUGUAGUCUUUGUGGCUGUUCAUCCUUGGGUACAGUAGGAAAGAUCUCCGUGGCAAGGUGGUAAUCUUCCUUGGUUGAAAACUUUCUGUUGGCGGCACUUCCCACACUCGGAUUUUGUAGUCACCAUGAGCAGUGAAUAAAUAUUUCCCAUGUGCCAAGAUAGCUCGAAUGCCGCCAGCAUUAGCCUUAAUGAAUCCCAUUUCUGUGCAAUCUGGAAGUUUCCAUGCAUGGAUCCUUCUGCUGUCUGAUGCGGUGAAAACAAAGUGCUUGGAGGAUGUUAUCGAGAAGAUUUUACCUUCACUGCGAUGAAGUGAGGCUACACAGUGGUAUAGAAGGGACGAUGUUGGGGGAGAUGCAUGCAAAGGAGAUCUCACCCAGGGAGUCUCAGGGCUCAUAGGCCAAAGGGGGAAUGAUGCAGCGGAUGCACAAGAAGUUCUUGGAGAAGCCAAAUGAGUAUCAGAUUCGUGGUUUCCAAACGAGAGCCUUCUUGGUAAAUUUAUAUUCUGCUUUUUUUCCUCAUCCACAAAACUCCAUAGAGUUCUUUCUCCAGUGAACUCCAUUGUAGACGGUGGUUUAUUGUCAAAUUGGUAUAGUCAGGAAUAGGAGUAGAGAUGACUCUAUGGGAAUACGUAAAGUAGAAGUUGAUGACAAUGUGUUGCAUAUAAAGUUUGGUGACUGCAAUAUGUGUGAGGUUACUUACUGUGGAGGAUGGUAAGUAGAAAACAUAAAGAAAACCAACAGGGUUGGACCAAUUGCUAUAGUACCUUAAUGGUUUAGCGUAGUGUUUUUGACUUUUUUCAACUCAUUGUAGGUGUUUGAACUAACGAGAUAAAUUGUGUAAGUGAAAAAAAUUGAUAUUUUAAUAUCUAAAUACAUAUGUGAAAUCAGAAGACAUGGGCGAAUAAUGAAUUUAGUACACUCACAACAGUACAUUCGAAUUCCAUGCAUUGUCCACAACAUUGAAUCACACACAGUAGCUUGGACCAUUGGUAUGGUGCAGUUAUCCCUUCUUCUUGAAGGAUUUUGCCCCCACAGACAGCCAUUUUUAUCUGUUGGGUGUGCUGAAUUUGACAGAAGUUUGGUGCUUGUUAUUACUACAUCAUGAAUAUCCGUAGCUUACAUCCUAGGUUUACAGCUACUGUGAUAGAAAUGCUUGCCUUUUAGAAGUUUUCUCCUCUGUUUUAACUAGGCUAACUUCCUCGUCUUUUUUUUUUUUCCAUAUUUAUUGUUAUUGUUUUCUUUUUCCUUGGAAGAUAAAUGUCCAUAUGUUUCGAAAUUCAAAUGAUCAUUGAUAGGAAACAGUGAAAACCAUGUAAGGAGCGAAUUGAUCAUACGCGGUUGGCCUAUCAUAACGAUUUUUUAAUCAAAAUGAACUGUGAAAUGAAUUGGUUUACAGUACCAUACAUCUUUCCGAGUCCUCUAUAGAUUUAGAUAUCGUCGAAUUCUGAAAACCAUUUGAAUUCCUAUGUGUGGGGUACUCUCUGGAGAUCUAUGCUGAAGAACUCAACCACCCCAGUUGAAUGCAUUCAUGUACUCUGAAUUAUUAUUAUGUACUUAAAGUGGCUCGAUUGAACUACUGCGUUAUUU
Molecule: messenger RNA, 5799 nt
Organism: Oldenlandia corymbosa var. corymbosa
Lineage: Eukaryota; Viridiplantae; Streptophyta; Magnoliopsida; Gentianales; Rubiaceae
Source: the annotation of a GenBank genome assembly